AUAACAUCUGCUCUGACUUGAAGUAGAACAAGAAUGCUGCCAAAUUAAGCAGUGAGAGAAAUGAAAGGAGACAUGCACAUCUGAGGAAGAGACGAAGAGUUUUGAACUUGUCAGAGAGAUCACACUAUAAUAAUGACCUUUAUUGAAAAGGGUCAAAAGAAGACCUACAUUUCAACAUUCAGGUUUGAGCUAAAGCCUCCGCUGGAUGUGCCGAAGAGAAGAGAGAAUGGAGCCAUACUGACACACAUAGAGGAGAGCUGUCUGAAAUCAGAAACUUCUGAUACAGAGAAAAAGUCUCCUAAAAAUACCCUGGACAGAGUGGAGACCAAUACAGAUGUCACACUGAAUAAAACAGCCAGCAGUAGUUCAGUUGAGUUUUUGGAUCCCCAGCAGCAGGUUGUGGCUCGUGUCGGAGGAAGCGCUCGACUGCACUGCCAUUUCAUCAGCUCUGGGCCUGUGGCUUCCUGCUGGAUUCAUGACAGGGAAAAGGUUGUGUUAGAAGGAGCACGAGCGAGUGUGAAGAGCAGCAGCAGUAGCAGCACCCUGGUCCUCUCUAAGGUUCUUCCUGUAGACGCAGGAAGUUAUUCCCUCUUUGUUCGUGACCGAAGAGGAACAGCUCACUGGACCGUAACCCUCAGUGUCAUUGAUAGUCCCGACCCUCCAGCCUCGUGUCCGUUCGUGUCCCAGUUGACCUGCACAUCUCUGGUUCUGUCCUGGUCUGGGCCGUGCUUCGACGGAGGAUCUGCCGUCACAGGAUACGUGGUGGAGCAUCAGAGGCUGGACCGACCCGAGCCCGGGAACUGGACUGUACUGACUGACCGGUGUCAAAACACCUCGUAUCGGGUCCGCUCUGGUCUCGACCCGCAGGGAGAGUAUAGCUUCAGAGUACGUGCCUACAACACAGUGGGAGUCAGUGACCCCAGUAAGGAGUCGGAUCGCAUUAAGAUGAACACAGCAGUUGAGCCACAACAGGAAGUGACCUCAUAUGGGGAGAUUGUGACUGACACCACACACAAAGCCAGGGAUCAUUAUCAGGUCCAUGAAAAACUGGGAGUGGGGAAGUUUGGGGAAGUGUUCAGGAUGACCCAUAUGCAGACUGGUCGGGUGUGUGCGGGUAAAUUCUACCGGGCCCGUGUCUCCAGAGACAAAAAGGCAGCGAGGCAAGAAAUCAAGCUGAUGAACGAACUACACCAUCCGAAGCUGGUGCAGUGUCUCGCAGCCUACGACACACCGUCUGAGACAGUCAUGGUUCUUGAGUAUAUUGCAGGCGGUGAGCUGUUUGAACGGAUUGUAGAUGAGAAUUUCGAGCACAACGAGCCCAACAGUGUAAACUACAUGCGUCAGAUCCUGGAAGGAGUCCAGUAUAUGCAUCGCAAACACAUCAUUCACCUCGACCUGAAGCCAGAGAACAUCGUCUGUGUGAACGGCACUGGGACGCUCAUCAAGAUCAUCGACUUUGGAUUGGCCUGCAAACUGGAGCCUGGGAAAGUUCUGAUGGUGUUUCAUGGGACUCCAGAGUUUGUGGCCCCAGAGGUCGUCAAUUAUGAACCUGUAGAUCUGGCCACUGACAUGUGGAGCAUCGGCGUCAUCUGCUACAUUCUGCUGAGUGGCGAGUCUCCAUUCCAGGGAAUGAGUGAUGCAGAAACCUUCGCUCUGGUCACUGCAGCACAAUUUGAGUUUGACCCUGAGAGUUUUGAUGAUAUCACGGAAGAGGCGAAAGAUUUCAUCAGCGGCCUAUUGAUGAAGGAUAAGAGAACAAGACUGUCAUGUGAGAAGGCUUUAGCUCAUCCCUGGAUAGCUUUAUUUGGUGACUCAAACUCAAGAUCAACUAAAUCCCUUAACAAAGACAAGAUGAGAAGAUUCCUGGCCCGACAGAAGUGGAAGAAAACUGGUAAAGCCCUGCUUGCGCUGAAGAGGAUGGCUCGCUGGAGCAAAUCUGAUAGCCCACAUUCUCCUAUUUCUGUAGAUGAGCAAACUCUGGGAAAAGAGGCCGAACAAGCUGUAGCAUCACUGGAAAAACGGUUGUGGAUUGAACCACGUUUUCACCAAGCGCUGCAUGACCUCACUGAGAGCUGUGGAGCCACAGUCCACCUGGCCUGUACAAUACAUGGAUAUCCUGACCCUAAAGUGAUUUGGCUGUUUGAUGAGGCGCCGCUGGAGGAGUCCGGGCGAGUUCAGAUGAAUUAUAAAGAGGAUGGCAUUUGCACGCUCACCCUUGCUCAUGUACAACCAGGGGAUUCUGGGAUCUACAAAUGCUGUGCAUCCAACAGCCUGGGGCAGGCGCUGUGUUCUGCCAGACUCACCGUGGAACUCUAGAACACGAGUCGUGCAAGUGCAUUUCUGAAGUGAGAAUGUUAGGAACCAUGUGCAAAAAUUAUGUUGGAACAAAAGCACUUUAAAACCAUUUUAUCUCAAGUUUGAGGUCACUAGAUGCCGUUGUAAUUCACCAUUUCUGAUUUGAUUUGUUCUAUUGUUGGUUUUUAAAGUCACAGUUGUUGGUUUUUCUCUCACACCCUUAAUAUUUGCUUCAAGUUCAUUGUCAUUUUUUUUUUUUUUCUUUGGUGUGAAAAUAGUUUUAUCCAUCAUUUACUAGUUUGAGUGUUAUCUACAGAACGUGGACAUGGUAUUUAAUACAGAGAAAGACAUUUUAAAAAGUUACAUUUGUUGUACAUGCAUGUAUAUAUGAAGAAUAAAAUUACUAAAGUUUUAAGAAA
Megalobrama amblycephala (Wuchang bream) is the source of this 2714-nucleotide messenger RNA. Its product is annotated as myosin light chain kinase, smooth muscle-like. Bases 133 to 2316 code for a protein of 727 amino acids. Gene Ontology annotation, molecular function: protein binding; ATP binding; protein kinase activity. Gene Ontology annotation, biological process: protein phosphorylation. NCBI's taxonomy places the organism in Eukaryota, Metazoa, Chordata, Actinopteri, Cypriniformes, Xenocyprididae. The transcript is spliced from 15 exons. The record is from RefSeq and is a predicted model, not a curated record.